Molecule: messenger RNA, 1111 nt
Organism: Anopheles merus
Lineage: Eukaryota; Metazoa; Arthropoda; Insecta; Diptera; Culicidae
Product: probable phospholipid hydroperoxide glutathione peroxidase
Exons: 4
Coding region: 245-898 (217 amino acids)
Biological process (GO): response to oxidative stress
Molecular function (GO): glutathione peroxidase activity
Source: RefSeq, a predicted model, not a curated record
CAGACAUUACCCAAAAAGUGACGAAAUUGGAAGAAUUUUGUUGCCAAUUGUUACGAAACAAUUUUGGAAGAUAAAUUCAAAAAUCACAAAUCCAUUCAUCGGCAGUGUUUUAUUUUAGCUGGACUUUCUUAACCAACACAUACACACACGCACGCAAAACGCGACUGGAGUGACCGGCCUUUCGAGUAAACAUUAAAAACUGCCCGGUUUCGAACGGCGAACAUAAACAAUCCAUUUUGUUUUAAUGUCGAAUUUCACAACUUUCCGUGCGCUAGCCACAAUCGGACGUAAUACGCUCGGGCGAUUUCAGUAUUGUGCGUUCUCGUAUCCAAAUCAAUACGGAGUAAAUCGGCUCUACAGUCAGUCUACGACAACGCAAACCGACGGCACGAUGGAGGACUACAAGAACGCUAAAUCGGUGUACGACUUCACGGUGAAGGAUUCGCAAGGGGCCGACGUCAGCCUGGAGAAGUACCGUGGCAAGGUGCUGCUAAUCGUCAACAUUGCCUCCCAGUGCGGGCUAACCAAGGGCAAUUAUGCCGAGCUGACCGAGCUAUCGCAGAAGUACGCGGAUAAGGAUUUCAAAAUCCUGUCCUUCCCCUGCAAUCAGUUCGGUGGCCAAAUGCCGGAAGGCGACGGAGAGGAAAUGGUGUGUCAUCUUCGCUCGGCCAAAGCGGAAGUAGGAGACGUUUUCGCUAAGAUUAAGGUGAACGGAGACGAUGCGGAUCCGUUGUACAAAUAUUUAAAGCACAAGCAAGGUGGAAUUCUGGGCGAUUCAAUUAAAUGGAAUUUCUCCAAGUUCCUGGUAAACAAGGACGGACAGCCGGUGGAUCGCUACGCACCGACCACGUCGCCUAAGAGUAUCGUUAAGGAUAUCGAUAAGCUGCUGGAAGCGUAGAGAUGUUCACAAUAUAGGGUCAAACGAACCAAACGAUUGUAAUUUGUAAUCGUUCGUUGUAGUUGUGGUACGAGCAUUUGCAUUUGUGUUACACUUCUCUUAACGACACGUGCUUCAUGUAUCGUUGUGUAUUCUUUUCAGCUGCUUCUUUCAUCUAAUAUACCAGUGUUUUCAAAAUUCACAAAAAAAUAAACACUUUGUUCCGUAGUUUAA